Thunnus maccoyii (southern bluefin tuna) is the source of this 4559-nucleotide messenger RNA. RefSeq lists its product as uncharacterized. The transcript has 11 exons. The coding region runs from base 702 to 4274 and encodes 1190 amino acids. The record is from RefSeq and is a predicted model, not a curated record. NCBI's taxonomy places the organism in Eukaryota, Metazoa, Chordata, Actinopteri, Scombriformes, Scombridae.
UUGGAGUAAUUCCGCCCCUAUGUGGCCAAAAACGGUUAACACAGCUCUACAAAUGACCUCAAAGUGCCAAAUGACAGCUACUCGGGUGAUGGUGAGCAAAAACAAAUGAGCCCAUCCUGUUUGGAGUACCGGGUCGUGGCUGUAGUUUCCAACACUCAUCAUCUAACACAAACAGUGGGGUGUACAUGUAAAAGCGCUAACGAACUGCCCCCGCCCUCAUGUCUUCAUGCCUCCUGUGGUAAAGGUUUCCUGUGUAGCGUUUAUGCGCUGCGUAAAAACCGACUCCUGCCGUGACCGCUGGAUUCCUUCCUCUCAUUUUUGGACAUGCCAAUUGAUCCAAACGACCGCACGGAACAGCCUGGAGGCGGUAUGAACCUCUCCCCUCACCCCCACACCGUCUCUCUGUCCAGCCUUCUUUACAGGACACUCUGUCUGGCACACGUGUAUCUAAUUUAGGUGACUCUGCGGCGCUGCGCCCCUGACAGCGCAGAGGUUUCCGUUAGAAGGAAAUGAUGGAGAAGGAAAGUUUCUGACGCCUCUCCGUUUCGUUGGGGGACUGUCCACAGGAAAACUGGAGAUCAUUUUCGCCUUGCUUUGUUUGCUCGUCCGCAUCAUAACGCACAGAUACUGUAAAUCUGGAAAAAUCUGUAUGGAUUUGGGAUUAAUACGGUCUUCGACACUGAAAUGUCUCAGGAUUGGAAAUGCAGCUCCACGCCUGUCUGUUGCUUCUUAUUAUCACAACAGAUAAAACAUUGGCCUUGCCGCACCGCCAGUGUGGUGGAAAUGUCACCCUGGACCAAGAGCCUGCUGGUAACAUCAAUCUCACCCUACCAGGACUUUUUACUGAGACCAACAGGCUCGACCCAAUGAACCACCAGACUGACCAAACCCUGCCUGUUUCCAUUUGCACUUGGAUGUUUGAUAUUCCUCUGGGUCGGAUGGUACAUUUAAAGUUACUGUGGUUGGAAAGUGGUUCAAGCAUAUCAGUGCGCUGUGUUUGGAAUGAGGAAGAUCAGGUCUUGGAGAGCGGGGGGACUGCCCUGCUCUCAGGCUGUGACAGAAACAAAGCUAUCCUCACUUGGACAGGAACAAGACACUACUCAAAUGCAAUUAAGCUGUCCUAUUAUGUUCAGGAAGAUGAGAGGAAUUCCUCGGAGGACCACACCAGCCCACAUUCAGAUCAAGACCUUGCGCAUUGGUCUCAGACAGGAACCAGCUUUACAAGCGCUGCUCCUGUUAGGCAAGAGGUGGUGAGAGGGACAGAAGGGGGCAGAGGUCGCCUCUACGAAGGUCUGGAGUCGAGCUCUGGGCCUCAAUCUGUGUCUGGUCCCUCUACUCUGGACCAGGGGCUGAGGCACCCCACCUCACCCCUGCCGGGACUCACUGUGGCUGGGAGAGCCGAUAGGGAAACUCUCCCUCUUCCUGAGGAAGAACCAAACAAUGGAGCGGAUACAUCUGGGGCUGCUCAACUCGCUGAUAGUCCCAUGUCUGCCAGAGAGAGAACACACCCCUAUUUUCACACACAGCAUACACUCAGUACUGACACACUCUUUCACACAGCAAAUACAGAAACAAGCUCUAACGACGAGUUCCCUAAAACCCAGGUGGCAUACACGCUGACAGAUUCAGCAGUCAGUAGCUCCAACACCAUGCUUGGCACAGAUAUGCACAUAUAUACUCAGACAGAUAUACACACAGACAAACAUAAAACUACACAAGCUCACCCCACUGUGUCCAGCUCCAGCGUCCUUCCUCUCACCUCCUCUCCCCCUGACCUACUUUCCCUGACAUCUAGGGAGAGUGGCACCAUCCUAAUCCCACAUGGUGGAGCUGUUAGUGGGGCACCCGUAGAGAAGCAGCCCCAUGCCUGGAGGAUCCAGCGAAGCACCUACAGGCUUAACUCUGAUCUGCUAUCCGCCAUCACCCAUGACCCUUUACAAUCACCUCAGUGGGAUGAUUCAAGCAGUGCAAACACUGAUACUGAACCUACUGUAUCAUCAGGGAGCCCCAGCAGGACGCAUUCAUCCACCACCCACAUCCCAAAGCUUGACUCUGUUGUUGGAACUGUGGCAGCGUCAUCUCAUCCAAACAUUAGUCGAACUGACUCAUUUGUAUCCGCUGCAUCAGAUGUUUCCAGUCAGACUGUGCCGUUUGAGUCCACUGCUAUGUUUGAAAACACAAUGAAGCUUCACACUCGUCACACGUCUGACCUGGAUUCAGCUUCACGGACUCAAACAAACACUCUGCAAAGCACAGAGAGCCUCACACACUCGCCAUCUCAUCACAUGUCAUCCCCAUUCACACAGACAGGCAAAGAAGACACGCAAACAGCAACACAAAGUACACAAAGAAAUGUUGUUAAUGCAUACAUGACUACAACCUUGCCUGAUAUCACCAAAGCCGAUGACUGGAUUUCAGGUUUCACAGAUUCGUCUUCUACACCCAGAGCACCGAUGACAUUGGGAGAUGUAGUCCAGAGCUCAGCUGACACGGGAACUAACACACUGGAUACCACUCAGACACACUUAAAUGAAAGCUCACCCACACACAAGUCCUUCCCGGCAAAUUCACAGACUCCUGUUCCUUUUUUCCCAUCUAGUACAUCCAUACACUCACCUACACCCGAAUACUCGCUCCAAACACAUGCUACGUUUCCUGGUACAGCCAUGCCUUUGAGCUCCGCUGCCACUGAAUCCUCUGCGCACACAGAAUUCGUCGACCCCAAAACCACAGCUACACCUGCACAAACAUCAACUAAAUCUACAUCUACACACACGCAUCAAACACAUAUCAACCUGCCUUUUCCCUCCUCUACUAUUGUCCCUGCUACACAUAAACAGUCCAACAACUAUAUUACCACCACGCAUACUGCUCUGUCCUCGUUCACAACCGAAAACACAGAUUAUGAACAUGGAGAUAGAGAGGUAGAAGACAAGUCUCGGCAGUUGCCCCCCCGCAGCACAACUGCACACACUCCCACAGCUGGACCUCCACAGCAACCCCCAUCCUGGACGACCCCGCAUCCCAGCCAGGAGAGCCAUUUUGCACACACACCAUCUUCUUCGACUUCUGCACCCACUUGGAGCUCCACAACGACUCAGACACCCAAGUUCUACAUUGUGCCAGACCAGAAUGCAGCCAUCAGAGUGGAGUCAAUUGAGCUGCUGCUGCAGAUUAUUGUGGAAGAGUCCAGAUCAGCUUUUACUGCUGGCUUGGAGGAAGAUACGGCUGCCUGGGUGGAGCCCUACCUACUGAGAGCCUCAGGGUUCAGUCGGCUGCUGGGAGUCUGGAGCAGUGGCCAUGCAGUGCAGAGUUUGGUGGAGUUUAAAACCAGCGGAGCUCUGCAGUGGCUCAGCAUCACAGGACCCACAUCACUGUUGGAACUAACAGGACUAGCUCAGGCUGUUCGUGAGGGAAGGACCUUUAGAUCAUCCAAGAUCACCAACAUCACGCUGGGAGGUCUGCAGGGUGAUGUGUGCGACUGGUUACUGCAGUGCCCAGCAGGCUAUAAAUGUGUGUCCCAGCCUGGCACUGCAAACUAUAGCUGUUCCUCUGUCUGCCACUUUGAUUACUGUCACCAUCAUGGCAUCUGCACACACCACCCAGGCCAACUUCCAGUUUGCCGCUGCCUUGUAGGAGAGGACUUCUGGUACAUGGGUCAGAGGUGUGAUGUAAGGAUGACUCGAGCGCGGCUCGUGGGCGCAUGUGUUGCCAUCUUACUCAUCAUGGUGACCGUCAUUGGUGUUCUAGCCCUUGUGGCAGUACGACGCUACCGAGCCAUUCUGAUCCAGGCCAAAGUGGAUCAGACCCGGAGCAGCUAUCGCAGGUUCAACCAUUUUGAUGAGCUGUCAGGCCGGUUCUGGUUACGUUCAUUAGCAGGAUCAGCAGACUCACUGGAUAAUCCUGCUUUUACACGUUCCGAUGAGUUACUGCACCUGCGGGCACUCGACCGCCCCUGCUGUUACCACGACGACACGCUGUCGCUAGCCUCCACCUGCCCCAGCCACGGAACACACAUCAAUACAAUUUACCCCCACAGCUCCCAGUAUGGUUGGAGGGGGAGCGAGAUGAGCAUGGGGGAUGGUGUGUUGGACUCCGGUAAGGCCAGCGACCUUUCAGUCUGUAGCUGGCCAGUGGAACCCAUUCAGUGGACUCCAUUUCCACUUCUGCAGCAACUGGCCUCACACAGGACACCCACAGUGAGGGUGAGAAGGCCACGGUCCUACUGUGAAGGCAUGGAGCUGGUAGACCUGGGGAAGAGUUGGACUGCAUGACUCGCAUAAAGAAGAAUUAAAUCUGUUCUGACACUGGUAUUUGCAGUCAAAUCUUCUUGUUUUGUAAAUAAAUAAAAAUAGUAAAACAGUGUAAAUGUGUGUAGGUUUACAGUAUAUAAUUUUGCUGAAUUGUCGUUACAUUUUCCAGUUUGAUUUUACAAUCUGUUUCUGAUAUGCUCAUUCUGAUGUUAUAUUGUAAAGAUAUCAAAAAACAAAGAAUAUGAAGGCUGUCUAAAUGUCUAUGGCGCAGUCUUAUGUAAUGCUUUAAUAAACUCAGGGCAAGAA